Molecule: messenger RNA, 1077 nt
Organism: Aureococcus anophagefferens
Lineage: Eukaryota; Pelagophyceae; Pelagomonadales; Pelagomonadaceae
Exons: 1
Source: RefSeq, a predicted model, not a curated record
GGCGGCAGCGACAAGGGCGGCGACGGCCGCCGCGUCGACAGCGUGCCCAUCGCGAACGGCGUCAUCCGCGCCGGCGGCGCCUGCGACGUGCGCACCUACGACCCGGCGGCCCACGAAACCUUCGCCCGGGCCAUCAAGGCCUACGACGCGCUCGUCGUCCGCGUCAACCCGGGCCAGCUCUCGCAGGCGGCCGGCCACGAGGGCCUCCAGGACAAGUUCGACGCGCUCCUCGAGGACUUUGGCGCCUGGGGGAAGCCCGUCUGGUCGUCGCCGGAGGUGCAGACGAAGAUGGGUGCCAAGGACGCGCUCGUGAAGAUCGCGAACCUCAAGUGCGGCCUCCCGGACACGUUCGCGUACUACGACGCGGCGACCUUCGAGGCCCGGUUCAAGCAGACCAUGGCCUUCCAGCCGCGCGUGCUCAAGCAGAACCGGGGGUCCGCCGGCGAGGGCAUCUGGCUCUGCUGGCUCGCGAACGCGGACCGCGACGGCGCGCUCGACGCGCGCGACUACCCCGCGAAGACGCUCGGCGCGGCGUCGCUCCCGGACGACGCGGUGUUGAAGUUGAUGGAGAUGAGCGACAACCACGUCGAGUACCACACGGUCCGCGAGUUUGUGACCUUCUGCACCGCGGGGCCGGGCGCGCGCGGCGCGGGGUCGUGGGCGUCGACGUUCCCCGGCGAGUACCUCAAGGGCGGCGUCGAGGCCGGCGGCCAGCUCGUGGACCAGCGGCUCCUGCCGCGCAUCGCCGAGGGCGAGGUGCGCGUGCUCAUGUCCGGCGACGCCUGCCAGGCCAUCAUCCACAAGAAGCCCGAAAACGGGCUCAGCGCCGUCGGCGGCAACAGCGUCUACACCUACUACGAGCCGUCGGACCCCAAGUACAAGGGGCUCCUCGACCGCCUGCUCUACGACGUCGAGCACGGCCUCAUGGAGACCCUGGGGCUCGCCGGCGAGGCGUUGCCGCUCCUCUGGACCUGCGACUACAUCCCCAAGAACCCGGAGGGCUGGGCCGGCGACGGCGACGCGCCGCCGGAGCUCACGGAGUACGUCGUCGGCGAGUUCAACUGCUCCUGCGUCGGC